This is a messenger RNA of Coccinella septempunctata (seven-spotted ladybird), 1079 nucleotides long. RefSeq lists its product as uncharacterized. Bases 30 to 968 code for a protein of 312 amino acids. Lineage: Eukaryota; Metazoa; Arthropoda; Insecta; Coleoptera; Coccinellidae. The record is from RefSeq and is a predicted model, not a curated record. The transcript has a single exon.
UUAAAAACAGUAGAUCAACAACAAAUAAUAUGACGGAUAAACAAUUCAAAAAAGAAUUCAUAAAAAUCACAAAAAAAUACAUAGCAUAUGGUAUACCUAUUGAAGAUUUACAGAAAACUCUGAAGAAACCAAAAAGGUUCAAUAAUACUACUUUAUUUUGUUCUAUUAUUGUUCUUGUACUUGCAAUUUUACAUGGAUCCAACGUAUUGAACUUUUUUGCUUAUAUUUUUAUUCAUUUAAGAGGUGUACGUUGUCUGGUACCAAACAAUUAUUUCGUUUGGGAAGCUACUCGUCAAGUUUCUGAUUGCUCUUUUUGCUUGAACGUUAGUGAACCAAUAAUACUCCGAAAUGUAAGCAAAGAAGAAUUUGCUCCAUAUGCAUAUACCUCUAAGCCGGUUAUCAUAAGGAAUGCGUUUUCACAUUGGCCAGCUAUGAAAGAAUUUGAUUUUGAAUUUUUUAAGAAAUUGUAUCAUGAAAAUGAAGACGCAUAUAAGAGUGUUGAUGAAGAAUGUCAGUUUCUUCAUUUCAAAUCAGAUUUUACAUCAUUAAGGGAUGUAUUUUUGAUGGAUCACAAUAGAGUAGUAAAUGAACCUGGUCAGAGGUCUUGGUAUGUUGGCUGGGGUAAUUGUCACCCUGAGAUAUUGACUGAAAUGCGAAAAUAUUAUCCAAAGCCUCAUUUUCUGCCUGAUGAUUGUGAAAUGCCCUCGAAGGAAUAUGUAUUUAUGGGCUAUGGGGCUGGAGCUACAAUGCAUCUAGACUACAUAAAUCGAUUGAUGUGGCAAGCUCAAUUAAAAGGUUCAAAAACAUGGAAUAUAAGGCCAGCACCAGAAUGUGAAGAAAUAUGUAGCAGUAUGUCAUUCAUCGUAAAACCUGGAGAUGCUAUACUUUUAGAUACAAGGGUUUGGUACCAUGGAACCACAGUAAAUCCUGGCCAGUUUAGUCUGUCUAUCCAAUCAGAAUAUGGAUAAUAUUUUUACUUAAGUGAUAUUACAUUGAAUUUUAGUAAAAUUUAUGAUAUUUUAUAUACAAACAUAUUUAUAUAUUAUUUAUUUCUGAUCAAUAAAGAUUAUAUGUAUUUA